AUGUACACAACCACUACUGUUGCCAUAGGUAGAGGACCAAUGAGUGGCGCUGGCGUUGGAUAUGGUGCGAACCGACAAGAAUUAACUAUCGUUGUUCCAUGGUCUCCUGAAUUUGGUGCUGCUUACCAACAAUUUGUUAAUGGUGGAUUUAACAACGCAGCCGGAGGUAUGGGUGGCCUAGGCGGUCUUAGCGGAGGUUUACCUAUGGGUGGUGGUAUGUCCAUGGGAGGAUUUGGUGGUAUGCCUAUGGGAGGAGGUCUAUCAAUGGGAGGAGGCUUACCCAUGGGAGGCGGUCUAUCAAUGGGAGGCUUUGGUGCUUCUCCAAUGGGAGGCUUUGGUGCUUCUCCGAUGGGAGGCUUUGGUGCUUCUCCGAUGGGAGGCUUUGGCGGUGCUUCUCCAAUGGGAGGCUUUGGUGGUGUUUCACCUAUGGGUGGUCUAGGCGGUGGUAAUCAAAUACAAGGUGUUCCUAUUGGAUUUGGUCAGUAUGGAAUAAAAAUUCUUAAACAAACACGCAUUUAUUUCUGUUACCCUCAACUUUGCUGUCGGCGUUCAAAUAUAGGAGACGCGUUUGUUUCGAAUACAUUUACCAAGAUUUCAAAUACAAUGCGAGCAUUAUUCAUUCUUCUUUCCAUUGGUUUACUUGUUACUUUAAUCCAUUAUUCAAAUGGGAAUCCGAUCGAAUCGUCUUUAUCGGCAAGUGAAGAAGACGACAGCGUAGAAUCGAAUGAAUCCCAUACUACAGCACCAUCAAUUGAUGAUGAAAGUGACGAAGAAAAAUUGCAUGUUGCCAUCAGCGAUGAAAACGAAGAUGUCAAACUUGCGAAAGCGCUUGAAUUUCUUAAAACAGUUCAACAAUCAGAAAGUGAUAGUAAUGAAAAACAAGCUGAUGAAGCAUCGGCUGACUCAAACGUUGCCAAAACUAACGAUCCAAAGAUCGAGAAAGAAAGCAGUGAAGAGUAA
Molecule: messenger RNA, 960 nt
Organism: Adineta ricciae
Lineage: Eukaryota; Metazoa; Rotifera; Eurotatoria; Adinetida; Adinetidae
Source: the annotation of a GenBank genome assembly